This is a messenger RNA of Haemonchus placei, 171 nucleotides long. NCBI's taxonomy places the organism in Eukaryota, Metazoa, Nematoda, Chromadorea, Rhabditida, Trichostrongylidae. The record is from the annotation of a GenBank genome assembly.
AUGUUCAAUAGGACAAAAUCAAAGAAUUUCAGAGUCGAAGUGCUUGUACCCUCCUCGAGACGAAAGGCAAGGAUGGCGAAGCAUCCGGAUUUCCGUAAAAGGCCUCGAGUUACUCGCAUGACCUUCCUACCUCUCUCUUCGUUCAAUGAACACAUUCAGACCGCAGUUUGA